Messenger RNA from Suillus subaureus, 2025 nucleotides. RefSeq lists its product as uncharacterized. NCBI's taxonomy places the organism in Eukaryota, Fungi, Basidiomycota, Agaricomycetes, Boletales, Suillaceae. The coding region runs from base 167 to 1969 and encodes 600 amino acids. Gene Ontology annotation, biological process: glycine catabolic process. Gene Ontology annotation, molecular function: aminomethyltransferase activity; protein binding. The transcript has 16 exons. Gene Ontology annotation, cellular component: mitochondrion. The record is from RefSeq and is a predicted model, not a curated record.
CUUUGUGCGUACGAAAUAUAUAUGAGCAUGGUAUUAUGAUGUAUGCAGCUGAUCAAGUUGACGAAUUUGUCAGUGACUGUAUGUAACUCCCACCCCGACUUCUGAGGUGGAAGACCGCAAAUUCACAGCUUAUCUUAGACCAACUUUAGACCACCAUUUGGAUCGUAUGUCGGCCGUUCGUACUCUAUCUACGUGCACAGCUCGACAUUUUGUUCUCUCUGGGUCGAGAUGUCGAACUCACCGUAGCUUGCCAGGUUGGAUCAACCUCCGAGGAUUAGCAACCUCCACAGAAGGAACCCUGAGGAAAACAGGCCUUUACGACUUUCAUAUCAAAAAUGACGCGAAGAUAGUACCAUUCGCUGGAUAUCAAAUGCCUCUUGCCUACGGGAACGUUGGCCAAGUUGCCAGUCACGCUCAUGUCCGCACCGAUGCGGGUUUAUUUGAUGUUGGACACAUGGUGCAAUCUAAUUUCCGGGGACGUACUGCUACAGCAUUUUUAGAGUGGUUAACGCCCUCGUCGCUUACGUCGCUCGCCCCGUAUACCUCUACUUUAUCUGUUCUCCUGAAUGAAAAAGGCGGUAUCAUUGACGACACCGUCAUCACGAAGCACUCAGAAGAUGCCUAUUAUGUGGUGACAAAUGCUGGAAGACGCGACAGGGAUCUCACGUGGUUCAAGGAGAAGCUUGAAGAGUGGAAUACUAGUGAUAGAGCAAAAAGUGGAAAGGUAGAGCACGAGGUCUUGGAGGAUUGGGGACUUGUCGCGCUGCAAGGUCCUGCAGCUGCGCAGUAUCUGCAGAGCUUGACCUCCUUCGAUUUACGUGAGCUAACAUUUGGCAAGUCUGCAUUUGUGCCUAUUGAGGGUUUCAACCUGCACGUUGCUCGGGGAGGUUAUACCGGCGAAGACGGAUUUGAGGUGGACACUUUGACUAUUUUUUUUAAGAUCUCGAUACCACCAUUUCAAACGGCAGACGUUACCAAAUUGCUCUGCAAAGCCCCAGUGCAACUGGCAGGUCUGGGUGCUCGGGACUCCUUACGUCUAGAAGCUGGGAUGUGUUUAUAUGGUAAUGACUUGGACGAGGAUACUACUCCUGUCGAGGCUGGUUUGACUUGGGUCAUCGGCAAGGAACGUAAAGAGACUGGAAAUUUCAUUGGAGCGGAAGGGGUACGUAAACAUCUGAAAGAUGGACCUCCUAGACGCCGAGUGGGAUUCAUCGUGGAUGGUGCACCUGCCCGACAGGGCGCCCAAAUAUAUUCGUCGCCUCAAAAAGAAUUGAUUGGCGUAGUCACGUCAGGCAUUCCUUCCCCCACGCUUGGGAAAAAUAUUGCGAUGGGCUAUGUGAAGUCUGGCUUCCACAAGAAAGGCACCGAGGUUGAAAUCGAUGUCCGAAACAAAGGGUGGACCUGGCUUUGGCACGCAUUUCUUCAAGCCUGUUCCUUUCCAGACCCAAGACCCCUGACGUGGAUCCACGCCCAGGGAAUCACGGCGUUGUUCAAGAAUCAAGAAGGACACGAUGACGUCGUCGCGAAUGAGCUCCGCUUCUCCCUGCAUGAUUACCUGCGAAGUUUUGGGUUCGCGUUCCCUGUUGGAGAUGCGCAACAGGAACGUAAUUCGCGAGAGCAAACGUCAGAGACUGGCACAGGCGAUGUACCGCGUGUUGACUUACAGCAAGUCGGUAAUCGGCGUCUGACUUCCAAACCUCACGUACUGUCCAUUCUCAAGCUUGCUUCUAUGCAGCCAUUUGCUGAGGUUUAUCGAAGAGCCAUUGUUUCUGUCGGGAAACGUGAUGGUAUCUGGCAGGAUAUCUCUCCUGUCGACUCUAGCCAACAAGCGAUUGCCACGAGCAUCAAAGAUGUCAGUCCGCUUGUCCGACUUUAUGUCAGUGACCACCGAGUACAAAGGAGAAGCUGGUGGGACGGUUUGUGUCGGCGCUGUUGUUGCCUGCAUGGUGCAAAAGAUGAGCGAAGGUAGUAUGUGCGCAUAUCUUCAUGGGCGACACGUCAUUUAAGGAACACAGCAAGUUCAUG